GUUAGUCAAUAUUUUUUUUGAAUUAAAAAUUUGUUAUUGUAUACGCGUAACUUUUUAUUAAGAUAAUAUCAGAAAUUAAUAUUUUUAAGUUAUUUAUAAAUUUUAAAAUAAGAUGAAAAUAACGUAUUUGAUUAUUUUAUUUGGUUUGACUGUAAUAUUGGAUAUAAGUGAUGCAUGCAAAUCGAAUAGCGUUAGUGUGUCUGGUGGAACUGUUGUAAAAACUAUUGGCGGGACUAUUUAUUGUGGAAUGUUGAUUUGCCCUAAAAGUGCAGUUAAUUGCAAAGUUACAUCAAAAAAUGACCCUAAAAAUGCAAAAAUAAUUGAAAUUAAUGAAAUUUGCUCUGAUUUUUAUGGAUCUAUUCUUGAUCAAAACACAUAUAGGCAUGAUAAUCCAUCUGGUAGUCUAGUUGAUUCUGAAACAGGUGUAGGUCCACAAUAUAAUGCUCGUGCACGACAACAAACUGCAAUUAUAAAAGAGAAUAUUAAUAGGAACAUUCAAAAUCUUCCAGUUUUCCUAGGAACUAGACCAAGAAUUCCUACAAUAUAAAAUA
Messenger RNA from Condylostylus longicornis, 551 nucleotides. RefSeq lists its product as uncharacterized. The transcript has 3 exons. The coding region runs from base 113 to 547 and encodes 144 amino acids. NCBI's taxonomy places the organism in Eukaryota, Metazoa, Arthropoda, Insecta, Diptera, Dolichopodidae. The record is from RefSeq and is a predicted model, not a curated record.